Sabethes cyaneus is the source of this 754-nucleotide messenger RNA. RefSeq lists its product as uncharacterized. The transcript has a single exon. The record is from RefSeq and is a predicted model, not a curated record. Lineage: Eukaryota; Metazoa; Arthropoda; Insecta; Diptera; Culicidae. Bases 50 to 730 code for a protein of 226 amino acids.
AUAUUUGCUGUGAAAUAGUACACGUUUGCGUACACUGAAAUUGAAAAAUAUGGCUGCCGGUUUACUAUCCCAUUUGGAGCCGUUCGAUUGUCGAAGCGGAGAUUUCGAUUACUAUCUGGAGCAGUUUGAGCAAUUGUUACUGCUGAAUUCCGUCGACGAUGAGGCCAAAAAAGUGUCACUGUUUAUUACUAGUAUUGGACAGGAUGCCUACCGCGUUCUAAAGGAAAGCUGUGAUCCGGUGGAUCCAAAAGAGAAAUCUUUCGAAGAAUUGAAGACAACCUUGCAGCAAUACUUUGCCUGUCGCCAGUUCUACAGACGAAAUCAACGCCCAAACGAACGAUUAGGAGCAUUUAUCAAUGAUGUGAAACGGCUCUCACUCAAGUGCAGCUUUGGUCCGUUUGCGAAAGAAGCCCUUCGCGAUCGAAUUGCAUGUGGAAAAUUACCGGAAGUUAAGACUGAUAAGCCUGUACCCCAUCCACCGGUCCAGGUUAUAGUUCAACAAACACCAACCCCAAAACCGGCACCAGAUCCAGCUGCAGCGAAACCCAAACAACUGAAGCAACCUUAUGCUCCCAAGGUACCACAGACAAUCAGUCCAGCGCAACCGAGGACCGAAGGUCAGAAGCAGAAGCGACCACAAAAAGCCCGAGUCGAACAAUGCUGUCAAAUUUGCGGCGACUCACACCACAAGGAAGCCGAUUGUGAGAAUCAGGGUUGCCAAUUAUCCUGAUUUUUCUGUAUUAUAUAGACUUUG